Molecule: messenger RNA, 3980 nt
Organism: Amphiprion ocellaris (clown anemonefish)
Lineage: Eukaryota; Metazoa; Chordata; Actinopteri; Pomacentridae
Product: ankyrin repeat and fibronectin type-III domain-containing protein 1-like
Exons: 19
Coding region: 341-3559 (1072 amino acids)
Biological process (GO): establishment of mitotic spindle orientation; regulation of establishment of bipolar cell polarity
Cellular component (GO): spindle
Molecular function (GO): protein binding
Source: RefSeq, a predicted model, not a curated record
UCGGGUGGUGCGUUCAGGUCCGCUUCACCCUCAGAGGUGAAAAGUGUUUGAAACCGGCACCAUGGAUUAUGUCAGAGCAACAAGCUGUUCAUUAUGAAAAGAAAAAUGUUACAGCAGCGGUCCAGCUUCGGAGAAAAAGAGGAUUAAAGUGAAAAUACCGACGGACGCUUUCUAUUAACCUUGGCUUUUUAUAAUUCUCUGUGGCUAUCAAGUUGGGGGACCUGAUCUUUCUUUUAAUUACUUAAUCUGUCACACCUCUGCUUACUAUUUCUUCAUUUCUUUAGUUAUCCUCUUCUGUUGUACCCUCUCUCUCGUCUCUUCCCUGCUCUCCUUUCUUGCCAUGUCUGUAUCCAUGAGGAACCCACCCCAGCGCCGGCGCUCUCUGGGUCCCGUCUCGCCCAAACGCAUCUACAGAAACCUGUCCGUGAGACUGAGGGGUGGAGAAUCGUCUGUUGCUGCGGAAAUAGACACACCGAAACACCUCAGCAAGUCUGCAGAGGCUUACAAGACCCUGUGGGAAGCAGUGGAAAAUGAGGACACUUUGGCUGUACAAAGCCUGCUGUCCAGAGAACAGACAAGCUGUGGAGGGGGAAGCUUGUGGGAGAGAGGAGAAAAGAAAGAGAAGGACUGGGAGAGAGAGCGGGAGAAAGGGGUGAACAGGGUCAGCGAACAGGGCCUGGUCCCCCUGGACGUGGCUGCCCUUACCCACAACUCCCCUCUGCUCCAUGUGCUGACGAAGGCGGGAGCCAGACACAACCCCGUUUUGUGCCGACCAGCAGAGUGGGCGCUGAAGCUGGAUGCUUUGGUGGCACUGGCAGAUAAACGAGUAGAAGAGAGGAAGACGGAGUUAGUGAGGAAGGCUGGAGCAGGACCUCAGGCACAGGCUGAAGUUCAGAGACACAUCCGCCUCUGGAGACUCAGGCUGCAGCUGUACUGCCGGAUGAGAGAGAACUUCCACAAGACAGAGCUCCCUGGCCCUCCCAUACAUGUAUCCAUCUUGGUAACCAGCACAUCGUCUCUAUUUGUGGUGAUCAAAGAGCCAGAGGGGAACACCACGGGGCUCAUCACCCGCUACAGAGUGGAAUGGAGCACCUCAGCCAGCUUUAAACGCAUCCUUGGCUCAGCGCAAGUUACAGAAACCAAGAACCCCUCCUAUGUUAUCAAGGGACUGACAGCAGGAGUGCAUUACUUUGUAAGAGUGAGUGCCUACAAUGUGAAAGGAUGGGGCCCGCCUCAGUGCUCCACUCCAGUCAGCGCUGCCCCCUCCAGCUGGAGAGAGUGCAUCGGUGUCAAGUCAGAGUUCAGGAACCAUGAGGGCCUAGUGAGGAAGCUGCUGGAAGAUGCCAAAGAGUCACAUUACAGAGGAUAUUGCAUAGAGAGCUCUAAGCCCCAGAGUCCCAGCAAGCGUCUGUCAGUGUCUCGAGGCAUCAAACAACUGUUCCAGUCCGCCACCAAGUUUGUUCGUCUCCUACAGAGGGGCGUGUAUCUGGCAACUGUGUUCUACCACAAGGAAAACAUCCUGGUAACAGCUGAAGAUCAGAUCCCACUGGUGGAGAUCCAGUGCUGCUCCACCUCCAUCACCCACGACUUCAUUUGGUUUGCAAAGCUGUCCUGUGCCUGGCAGCAAGUGCCCUGGCUCCAGCAAGCCCUUUCCUCCGCUCACUCAUCCCCCUCCUCCCUCCUCCAGAACAGACACAACAUUUUAAGAGCUGUUUCCCAGCUGCAGUCUUCUCUGGGAACCGAGGAUCUGGGCCAGGUUUACUACGAACCGCUCAAAGACAGGCAGGGCAAUGUGCUACUAGUGACUCUGAAGGAGUUUCCAAACCCUCCGAGCCCUCCUGACCCGCCGCUUCACUGGAUCCCUCUGACCCGCCUGGAAAAGAACCGCAGCAGAACUCCUCUGCUGCCUGAGCCCACCGCCAUGGACAUGCUGUAUGAGCAGCUCAAGGAGAAGCUGUCCUUCCACAGGCACAGCAUCCAGUGGGCCCAGUCGGGUCUGUAUGUGGGCAUCCUGAAGCUGUGCAGCUCUGUAGAACAGAUCAGGGUUCUGGUGCCUCAGAGACUACCAAAUCUACUGUGCCACACACGGGUCCGACACAACGCCCACGUAUCCAGAGAGGAGUGGGCGUGGCUCCAGAGUCAUGUUUACACAGCAACCAGUGGCAGUGUUCAGAACCUGUUAAGCGGCGAGGAGGACAGCUUGAUGGAGAGCAGCGGUCUGGUGGAAUUCGUCAGGUCUCUGAGAGCGGCGGUAACACAUCUCCUGACAAAGCUCAACAUCCCCCUCUACAGGGCAUAUCAGUAUGGAGUGUACACCCGGGAGCUGCUGCAGUUUGGAGAAAAGCUGUCCAUGCUGCUUCUGCUGCCUCCCAGUGAGGACUUCAGCUCCAGUUACUGGCCUCUGGUUGGGACCAAGGAACCUGGACUCACCAUGCCUCUGCAGAUCUUUGAGCUGGUUCACUUCUGGACGUACGAACGGGACUUCCUCUCCAAGUACUGCCAGGCCUGGGUGAAGCUGGAGCUGGACACUCAUCUGGCCCAGCAGGCUCUGCGGGAGGCGCUAGACACCAAGGAGGUGCAGGAAGCCCGGGAGCGACUCAACCACAUCACCCAGCUCUCCCAUCGUUUGGAUGUGGUUUGGAGGGAUGCCCGCUGGAUUAUGGACUGUCUACAGUGUGUUCGGUCCAAGCAGUGGGUGGGGGCAGUGCCUCUGGGCCUGGUGAUGGGAGGAGACCCACCGCCAUGUCCCGAUGGUGAGGAAGAGGAGGAGAGUCUGACUGCCAGACUGACGUGGCCCCAUCGGAUGCAAGCAAGAGCCAUUACAGAGAGUUUAGUCAGUGUCACUCCCCCAAACGUCGUCACUGCAGAGGUCUCCACUCCAGCGGGACUCGCCGUCGUCCCUGAAGAGGCUGCGCUGGUGUUAAUGGAGGGCGUCGCCAAGGGAGGCUACCCUGUGGACAUCACUCAGUCAACUGCAGACCUGACAAGCAUUGGCCAGUCCGAAUUAGGAUGUGCGAGCGCUUUAAUAGAGUCUGGACUGGAGCCUGCUGCUGUUGCGCAGUUGGAAGCGGGGUACACGGUUCUGGCUGCACAGGAGUCCUACAGCAGGGAGCUGGACUUCCCUUCCAGCAUCACCGAGGUAAUCCGGCCAAUGGAGAUGGCAGAGUUGGUGGACAUCUUGCCGACACUGAGUCUAAUUGAGGAGGAGAAUCCCAGCGGCCCGUCCACUCCGUCUGUAAUGGAUAUGCUGGAGAGUUUUGGACUGGGGAUCGGUGAAAACGACGCUUUCUUUGACUUGGGGAACUCAGAGUUGAUCGGUGAAAGUGGGUGUCUGUUACAGCCCGGUGUGAGCGAGACGCACUGUGAUAAUAUGGCGUUACAAGAACAAGGCAUGACAACCUCUCACGCCACGGUGAGUUCCAAAGAGGAGGACGUGCCUGGUUUGAGCUGGGAUUUUCCUCGACAGGAUACAGAGACUCCGCAGGUUCCCAGUAAAGCAGCAUCUUUUCCAGUGAGAAGCCAAGUGGGGUGGGACAGACCCGACAACAGUUUAUCCUGAUAUCCACUCAAACACUGGCCUGCUUUGAACUUCUGUCAAUUUCAAACAUCAGUAGACGGUAGCAGCACACUUAUUAUAGAAACAAGCUAGACUUCUAUGACAUUGUCCUUGAUUAACCCUCCUGUUGUCCUCAUUUACGGGCACCAAAAGUUAUUGUUUCCUUGUCUGAAAAAAAACUAAAAUUUAGCAAAAAAAAUUCCCCCAGUUUCUGAAAAUUUGCAAAACCUUCAGGAAGAAAAUUCCAAUAAUUCCUCCAAAGUUUUCCUUAAAAGUUUUAUUUUUUAAAAAAAUCCCCCAAAUUUGGCAAGAAAAUUCUUUUUAAAAAAUUAGUAAAAAUCUUCCAAAAAAAUCCUAAAAAUAUCUAGUGAUUACAUAUAUAUCAGUAAAACUUCUAAUAUUUUCUUGAAGAACAUUCACAUAA